CCUCGGGCUUCUCCCUCUUCUUUCGUGCGCGCCACGCGACUGCUUCUAUGGUGAGCUGCAGAUACUCAAGCAACCGGCCGACUUUGCAAUAGAUUCACUGACCGAGUGACCGGGACUGAGACUACAAAAAAUGGAGGAAGACAGCAGUCCCCUUGAGUCGCGGCCCUCGAGGAUAUCAUUCAGCCAGGGCACAUUCAAGGCCAAGGCAUCGCCGCCGAGAGUGACUGUCGGCCUCCGGCUACCUAUCGCGGCCAGACGUUCGACGUCUGUGAGAAGCGGCGCUGGAGACGCGAUGCCAACGGAUGGUACGUCGUCUUUGCGGCUUUCGCUCUCCCAGUGGCUGGAGGCUAUUGCAAGAGAAGAGCUCGAAUUCAUAGGCAGCCCGCCACCGACGGAGAGGGGCAGCCCCAGGGCGAGACAGCAGUAUGUGCGGUGGGUGAGGCUGCAAUGUUUUUACCGCGCCCUCUGCAAGAUCCUGGAGUUCCAGCUGCCGUUCUUGCCGCGACCGCCCACUGAUGUGUUGAAGGCUGCCUCGCCACUGUGGUAUUCAGCUCUAAUGGACAUGAGGGAGAGGGAGGGAGACACCAGAGAGGGAGCCGAGUUGCCGAUGACCACCCUUCCUUGGCUGAAACAGUCAUCAGAGAGCAUCCUCGGCCGCGUUGGAAGACGACGGCCGCAGAGCGCCCCACCCGAGAGAGCCCCAAGACAGGAGAUAUCAUGGCAAGACUUCUACACCUUCCUGACUUCGUUUGACACCGAAGCCUUCAUUGCCAAGGCGUCGGCCGAGGCGAGAAGGGCCAUAUUCGAACGAGACAGAGGGAGGGCGGACCGGCGGUCGAGCAGUGAGGAGCCGGGGUAUCCCUCAGGAGACUCCUCGCCGGCGGGAAGGCCUGUGCGGCUUGUCGCGGGGAGGCAGCCGCGGAGGCAGUAAGCACGGGGGGAGGAGAAAUGGGGACAGUGAUGAGGGGGAUGAGUGGCCUGUGUUUGCAGGGUGAUGUAUGACCGCGGCAAGACGUUUCAGGAGCUGCUGAAGGAGCUACCAGGCGUCAUUCAGGCAAAAGUCGAGCUGCUGCGGGUAGCUGGAGGAACCGGGAUGCGGCUGUGCGUAUCGAAGCCACGAUGUCUGUUCCUGUCGUCUUUUCGAUCAGGGUCACUUUCCCGGUCUGUCUUGCCAGAGUGAUGGGUCGCUGGAGAAACUGAGUGUGCUCUUCAAGUCAGAGACCAAGCGCAAAGGAAACAUCAUCAUCGAGUGAGUGAGUCAGUGAAUGAGCAGACGGAUACACACACCGUCAGUCGAAUUGUGUUCUGUGUCUGUUGCUGCUCUCUGCCUCCCGCAGAGAGGGCUCCAGUCUGUCUCAUGUCUACAUCAUCAGCUCAGGCACAUGUCGAUCGCGAAAACUAAAAGUGCCGCCACCACCGGCAGAGUCCGCCGCCAUCCGCGAGGCAGCCGCGGCAACCCCCUCCCUCACGCAGGCCGAGCUCGGGCAUGUCCUGGACCGGCUGUGCCCCCGCACCUACCAGGACGUCAGUGUGGCCGAACGAGGUCACGUUGUGGGGCUAAUCUCUGCGUUGGUGGGAAUACCCGAGCCACUGACUGUUGUGGCUGACUCAGCCAAUGUCGAGUGCUAUACGAUUGCGGCGAAUGAUGCCAAGACGAAGCUCCCGAAGGACUCGUUUCGGCGGCUGGUGGCCAUGGCGGUCCAACGGGCAGCCAUCUAUGCACCUGAACAACUCCAAGUGCAGCUGCAGAGGUAAGCAAAAUCUAUGGGUUCAUCCCACCUCGACUGUCUCAUUGCUCCAUUUCCUCUGGUCAGAGGCGAGCGUGCCAUCCUUCGCACACUGGUGGAGGCCUACUCCUCCUUGUAUGGCCUCCCGUCCUUCCAGCACUCGCCCUUCCUGCGCAACAAGAUGCACCAACACCCUCACGCCCUGCAGCUGCUGGAGCACCUCGACACCGAUCCCGAACUGCUGCCAGUCCCUCUCACCUCUGACCUCUCACUGCUGGAGCUGCUGUGUCUCCACUCGGGCGAGUUCAGUCCACCCGAGCACACGGACCAGAGGCAUGACGUCAGGAAGGCAGCUCUCUUCAUGGGGCUGGUGCUGAGGCCCCGGCCUCUCAAGGUGGGGGCAAGGGUCACCAAGCGGGAGGUGCAGGCAGCGAAACGGGUCAAGGAGGCCAUGGAGCGGUCACAAAAAACUAGCUUCAAACAACUGCUAAGGGUAUGAAGCGAAUGGAAUGCUCGGAUCCUUCUCAUCAGUCGAUUGUCUGCUUUCAGAAUCCCUACCUGGAUGCUGAUCUCUGCCCCCCUCGCACAGCAACGCCACCAGCCGAGAUGCUUGAAGCAGCAGCUGAAGGCGAUUUGGUGUCUCCUCCGUUUCUGCCCAUCAUGACGAAACAGAAGUCGCGCGCCUUCCUGGUGUCCAAAGAACGGCACAAGGAGCUGCAUCGACCGGUGCCGCCACUCAUGCCCGAGGAUGACGAGAUGCUGCAGAAACCGCCAGAUGGAUUCCUGGAUGAACUGCCAGCUGAGAGGUGAGGCACAGGCAUGCAGGCACGUGAUCGAUCGAUGUGUAUAUAUGUGUCCUUGUCGGUCUGUGUGUCUCGCAUGUGCUGCCCAGAGCUUUCAGCCACCGAUAUGUGGUGAUCCGCCCGCUGCAGAAGCCACCCAAAGGGGAGCAGCAACUGACUUCCAAGACACCAGCUGCUGCUUCGGACAAGCCAUUUGACAAAGACACCCACACCGAGAGACGGCGGCCCCACUCGGCCUCAUCGGCUUCCCUGUGCACCCACACAACCCUCCCGCCCCCUUCACCUCCCCCAAUGCCUGGCAUGUCUCGCCCCGACUCGACUGCGGCCCUGUUCACGGAUCAACCUUCACGGCCCGGCACAACAGCAGCAACAGGCAGUAUGUUCAGGUCCAUGUCUGAGCGGCCUAUCAGGAGAGGCAGCGAAACACGGCCUCACACGACGAUUGCCGACAUAAGAGACAUGGUCAUGGCUCGAUCGUCCAGUGGCAUUGGAAUUGGGGUGAUGACGGAACAGGAGGAGACAGAGGCGCGGCUGCUGUGGAUUCGGUCACUCAGAGGGCUGCACGCGCACAUCCCUCGAUCCCAUCGGCCAGGACAUGCUGAAGCCGAGGGUGCCGAUGCAGACCGCCCGCCGACCCGGAUACCCUUACGACGGCUCUCCUUCACCCCCGAGACACAACACAUGCCUGACCGAGAGCAGCUCUCAUCCCUCACUCUCAAGGCGACAUCCCUCCAGACCGCGCCGAAGAGACAACCGACGGUGCCGAGAGAAAGACCGCCACAUCCCCCACGGCCAGAGAGCAGCAGCAAAGGAUCAGACGCACUGCCACUGAGCCGGCCGGGGUCGUCUCUGUCUGUUGCCUCGGCGAGGGACCGCCCGCCGAGCAGCACCAGCAGCACCGGCAGUCGGGGGAGGCGGCAGAGGCGGGAGGUGAAAGGCAACGCGCGCGUAUAUCGUGGGCCGGUGCCGCCUGGCAAAGGCGGUGAUCAGGAAGGGGUUGGAUUGCUAGACGCAUGGGAGGGAGGAGGUGGUGCGUAGGUCGGUGUGUCAUAGGGACGGAUGGAUACAUGCAGUGUACAUAGAAGAGCUAGCCAUUGGGUCUUUCCGAGGCGUACGUCACACUGUCUUAGGUUUGUGUCAUUGCUUGG
Molecule: messenger RNA, 3678 nt
Organism: Vitrella brassicaformis
Lineage: Eukaryota; Vitrellaceae
Source: the annotation of a GenBank genome assembly